AUGCAGUUCUCCGUCAUCACCACCCUCUGCGCGCUCGUCGCCUCCGUCUCCGCCAUCCAGAUCAACUACUACAGCGAUGGCGGCUGCUCUGACUUCAUCACCUCUCCUCCCAACGUUCCAAUCGGCAAGUGCUACGACUACGCCUGGGACGGCCAGAACAGUGCCAACAUCGCCAACUGCGACAAAAACGUCUAUGGCUGCAAAUGCUACUUCUAUGCUCAGGCUGGCUGCAAGGGAGCUGUUGACUCCGCAAACACCGGCAGCUAUACUGGUGGCAACUGUGUCUCCAACUGGGGUCAUGGUUUCAAGUCUUUCCACUGCUUUGUUGACCACGGUCUUUAA
Messenger RNA from Aspergillus melleus, 342 nucleotides. RefSeq lists its product as uncharacterized. NCBI's taxonomy places the organism in Eukaryota, Fungi, Ascomycota, Eurotiomycetes, Eurotiales, Aspergillaceae. The record is from RefSeq and is a predicted model, not a curated record. The transcript has a single exon. Bases 1 to 342 code for a protein of 113 amino acids.